GGUAAUGAGAGGAGUUUUGCAUCGUAGACAAUCUAGAUAUAUAUUGUUAUACAUAUACAGUAUGUAUAUAAUAAUUCAUACGCUAAUAAUGAUAUAUAAUUUAUUCUAUACGAAUAUAGUGUGUGGUUUCUGACGAAAUCCGCAAACAAAUACCAAUAAAUAGCAGUCAUGACACAAGUGCACAUCUUUCCGGAGAUGUCAUUCAGUGGUUUAGCAAAACGAAUGCUCGAACAAUCACCAGAAACAGUACUGAGAGAGUUGUCAAGGAGUGCCAAACAUGAUGUGUUAUCUACAGCAUUUGCUCGUUACUUGGACGAAAAAGACGAGAUGAGACAGCUGAAGAAAGAAUUUGUUUUUCCAACCUACGUUUCAGAAGGUAAAGAGAAGAAAUACAUAUGCUUAUCUGGAAAUAUUCUGGGUCUGCAACCAAAAUCAGCAAAGCCAUUAGUCACAGCGGUUUUAAAUUCUUGGGCAAACAAAGGGGUGGAAUGUCAUUUCGUGGAUCCACUUCCAGCAGCAUCUUGUGAAAAAUACGUUUCACAACAACUUGGAAAACUUGUAGGUGCAAAAUCUGAAGAAGUUGUAGCAAUGAACACAGUCGAUGUGGAUCUACAUCUAAUGUUGGUUUCAUUUUAUCAACCAACCACAAAAAGACACAAGAUAUUGUUUGAUAGCGAAUCAGACUAUGUAAAUAUAGCUAAAUCUCAGAUAGUAUCUCAUGGAUUUAAAGUAUCUGAAAGCUUGGUAUCGGCUCCAUAUCAGGACACGUCGUUUUGUUUAGAUAUGGAUGAUUUAAUAGAUUUUAUUGAACAAAAUGGAGAGUCAAUAGCAACAAUCUUAUUGCCUGCUAUACUUCGGAAAUCUGGCCAAUUUCUGGAUAUUGAAAGAAUAACAAGGACUGGUCAUAAAAAAGGAUGCAUGGUUGGACUGGUGCUGAAUGAUGCUGUUGGAAAUGUAGAUCUUAAAUUAAACGAAUGGGGAGUUGAUUUUGCAUGCUGGGAUACAGGAAGAUAUAUCAAUGCUGGAUCAUCAUCAAUGGGAUGCACAUUCCUCCACGAAAAACAUUCAAAAAAUCAUUUUCCUAAAUUCACAGGUUGGUGGAGUCAUCGAAUGUCUACAAGAUUUGAAAUGACCAAUGAACUUGAUAGAACACCGGGCGUGAAUGGAUAUAAAUUAUCCAACUUACCUCCAACAAAAAUUGCUCAGAUCAAAGCGGGUUUAGAUAUAUUUGGUAAAAUUUCAAUCGAAAAAAUCCGAGAGAAGUCAAUUCUGUUGAAUGGGUAUCUGGAGACUUUAUUGCGACUGAAGUACAAAUGUACCGAGGGUUGUAUGGAUUCCGACCCAAUCCGGAUGAUUACACCAUCAAAUCCUUCAGAACGAGGAGCUCAACUCUCCUUCAAAGUUAAAGAGGAUGCCAAAGAUAUUUAUGAAAAAUUGAAGAAACGUGGAAUUAUCUGUUCAUUCUAUUCUCUUGAUGUAUUGACGGUGUGUCCAGCGCCUUUGUAUUGCGGUUUCCAAGAUGUUUUACUGUUUGUCAAUGCUUUAUCUGAAAUUUGUGAGCUUUGAGCAGAAGCUUUAAAAUAAAAGUUGUAAAUUGCA
Styela clava is the source of this 1599-nucleotide messenger RNA. RefSeq names its product kynureninase-like. Gene Ontology annotation, molecular function: pyridoxal phosphate binding; kynureninase activity. The record is from RefSeq and is a predicted model, not a curated record. Gene Ontology annotation, cellular component: cytoplasm. Lineage: Eukaryota; Metazoa; Chordata; Ascidiacea; Stolidobranchia; Styelidae. Gene Ontology annotation, biological process: NAD+ biosynthetic process.